CACCCCAAUCCCUAGUGGAUGUCGUAUCCGCGGUUACGUUCCUUGCCGUCCGUGCCGACUGCUGCUGUAGAAAUACCCUAUAUUCGAUAUAUUUAGGAGAGACGAUGCAAAGACAUUGCCCUCCUCAGGAUUGAGAGAUCCUCACUACCCUACUACUACUACUAUCACAACAACAAGGCAGCAACGUCUGAUGAAAACAACCCAUUUCUUUAAUCCGUUAUCGGAAGUGAUAGUUACGACCAACACAUACUACAAUAACAGCUGUCGUGUCAAGCUUAAUUAAGAAAUUUGGACAGCAUCAUCGUUCCUUUAGCGAAUUACGAUUACCUAGUGUAGACCGCUGGCCUCUCCUUCCAUACUAAUCGUCAGUUCCUGGCUUCAAGGAUAUGGAAACACCUGAAGAUUCUGCUUUUGUAAAGGUCAUGUACUAUUGUGAAUGGAUGUCCAUUGUAAAGCAAAGCUGCGGUUAACCAAUAGUACCAGGUAAAUUAGCAGCAGUGGAUUAUUGUACCAUGACUUUCUUUCUUCCAAUAAGAUUCCAGUUCAUGAUAUUUGUUUUGCAUUAGCCAUGACAUGACUACAGUACUCCUUUAAAAUGCAGUUAUUGCUCUGCACUCGUAAAACAUGCAUCUUAGUAAUUUCUUGUUGAGCAGUAUUGUUUACUGAAUGCAACAAGCUCUUCUGUAAAGAUAAUGAGCGAGGUAGUUAUGGUGGCCAUUCCUAUUAUCCAUUACAGCCUCAUUGAUCAGAUGUAGCCCGAGAAAUGAUGUGUGUAUUAAUUUUGAGCUAAGUUGAUCCUGUUCAGUUAGUGAGAAUGAUUAUCAAAGAAAUUACAGUGUGCUCUGAAUUUAUUGUAUGUAGGAAAAUAUUAUGUAUGAAGUUAGCUCUCUUUUGUAAACAAACUGUUAAAGUAGCUCUUACUUCACCCAUCUUUUGUAGAAAGUAAAUCUCUUAUGGAAGAAAAUUAUUAAUACAUAUAGCACUUCUUACUUCUUUAGAGAUGGGCAGUUGGGAGCAAUUGCAUUUGUUAUGUGUUAGCUAUCUUUUCUUCUAAAAUAUAAUAUCCUACUGGUUAACUCUCAUCUUGUAGAUAUGAAGUUCUUGGGUAAAUUCCAUUUUGUAGAGUAUUGAAAGACUGUAAAAUCAGCUGAAAUGAAUAAAGAACUUUCUGUAGAAUUUCCUUCAAAAGGUGAAAUUGAAGGUUCAUCAUCAACCUCUCCUGUUAGUCAUGAAAAUGAAAACUUGGGGGGCAUUAACACAGCCAGUAAUGAUAGCUCUCUGUCUUGGGAUCCAUCAGUAGAAAUCAAGACUGAACCAGAAUUGUACGAGUCCAAUGAAGAUGAUGUGAAGUAUUCAUACGCAAUUGAUCCAUCAGUAAAUGAAGAUCCCUUAGCUUGCAGAAAGGAAAUUAAGACAGAAGGAGGUGUCUUUAUAUGGACAGGUAUUCAAGAUGAAUGUAGCAUACCUGUUUGUCAGGAAGGCAGUGUUAAAUCGCAUGAGAAAAUUCAAUCUGCGGAAAAGCCUUUCAAGUGCAGCGAAUGCUGGAAAUCGUUUUCUCGGAAGAGUAUCCUCACUGAUCAUAUAAGGACUCAUACAGGAGAAAGGCCAUUCAAGUGCACAGAAUGUGGUAAAGCAUUUUCUCAGAAAAGUUACCUUAAAAUCCAUAUGAACAGUCAUACUGGCAUGAGGCCGUUCAGAUGCAGCGAAUGUGGGAAAACAUUUUCAAAGAAAAGUAUUCUUACAAAUCAUAUGCGAAUUCACACCGGGGAAAAGCCAUUCGGAUGCACUGAAUGUGAGAAGUCGUUUUCUCUGAAAAGUAUUCUUACAGAUCAUUUGAGAGUUCACACCGGAGAGAAGCCGUUCAGGUGCUGUGAAUGUGACAAAGCAUUUUCUCAGAAAAGUGACCUCAGGACCCACAUGAUCAGUCACACUGGAGAGAGGCCGUUCUUAUGCACAGACUGUGGGAAAGCAUUCUCUCGUAAAAAAGAUUUGACAAGGCAUGUGAGGAUUCACACAGGAGAGAAGCCAUUCGCCUGUAGUGAGUGUGAAAAGGCAUUUUCUCAAAAGAGUAAUCUAACAGAUCACAUGAGGACCCAUACGGGAGAGAAACCAUUCAUAUGUACUGAAUGUGGGGACGCUUUUUAUAAGAAGGGUCACCUCAUAAGUCACAUGAAUAGCCAUGACGUAGAGAAGGCAUUUCAGUGUAUGCAUUGUGGGAAAGCAUAUUAUCAGAAGAAUGAUCUUAAAAAACAUAUUAGAAUUCACACUGAUGAAAAGCCGUUCAGCUGUAGUGAAUGUGGGAAAGCAUUCUCUUUGAAAAGAUAUCUGAGGAGUCAUAUGGUUAGUCAUACUGGAGAGAAACCAUUUAAAUGCAACGAAUGUACAAAGGCAUUUUCUCAGAAGAUUCAUCUCACUGAUCAUAUGAGGAUUCAUACAGGAGAGAAGCCAUUUAGUUGCUUGAAAUGUGGGAAAGCCUUUUCUCAGAAAAGUAAUCUCAGAAGUCACAUGAGUAGUCACAGUGAAGAGAAGUCAUAGGGAAUCCAGAAAAGUAUAGUUUCAUAAAAAAUAGUCUUAAGUUGAUCUGGUCUUACAGAGGAAAAAGUCCCUUUUCUGUAUUUCGUGGAAGAAUUCACAGUAGUUUCAAACUCAUGUUAGUCAAAAGGGAUAAAAGUAAUUUAUUUCCUGCUAACAUGACAGAA
Molecule: messenger RNA, 2699 nt
Organism: Macrobrachium nipponense
Lineage: Eukaryota; Metazoa; Arthropoda; Malacostraca; Decapoda; Palaemonidae
Product: gastrula zinc finger protein XlCGF57.1-like
Exons: 2
Coding region: 1153-2535 (460 amino acids)
Biological process (GO): regulation of transcription by RNA polymerase II
Molecular function (GO): RNA polymerase II cis-regulatory region sequence-specific DNA binding; DNA-binding transcription factor activity, RNA polymerase II-specific
Source: RefSeq, a predicted model, not a curated record